UCUCAAAUCUUUUCCCAUUUCCAACCCCUUCCUCAUCGAACUGUCAGACACUCCAACGCUGUUUCUGCUUCACACCCUGACAAAUCUCAAUGAUUCGUAAACGAUAUCAAGAAGCCAAAACAGGUUUUCAACUGGUGAAAUCGAUGAAUGCCGAGAAGUACUUGAAGAAAGUAGGACUGGGCAAAGAGGACUACCACUUCUGGAAGCAAAUUGGCAAAGCUCUGUUGUGCACGUACACGCUAUUUGGUGUCGCUUGGCUCUACAACGAAACGUCACCGCUAGGCUGGUGGACGCUGAAGCCUCGACCCAAGGAAGAAAAAGAAUUAGCCCACCUCUACGAGCGGCGAGAAUUUCCGUACCCGGGUGACGAAGAAGCAAUGGAAGAGUUCGUUACCAAAGGGGGCAUGAUCGGCACAACAAUCGGCCCGAAAGGGGUUGUUGAAACGGAUAGGGAUGCGUAUAACUAUCAGAGGGACUUGCAGAACAAGAAGGUUGAGCAAGAAGCUCAGAAGCUGUGGUCGAGGAUGAGGCACGAGGUCAUUCAGGAGCUUCGAGAGAAGGGGCAUGACGUUGAAUGAGUUUUCUUUCCAAGUUGUAUUAUGUAAGUGAUAUGGUUUUGUGAAACAUUAAGCUCUGUUCUAAUUUAUUUUCUGAAACCCUAAUCGUUGUAUGUGCUCUUGCUUUGAAAAGUGAAAAAAUAAAAAUAAAAGAUAAAUAUAUCAGUCAAUUUUAUGCAUUA
Corylus avellana is the source of this 739-nucleotide messenger RNA. Its product is annotated as homeobox prospero protein. NCBI's taxonomy places the organism in Eukaryota, Viridiplantae, Streptophyta, Magnoliopsida, Fagales, Betulaceae. The record is from RefSeq and is a predicted model, not a curated record.